This is a messenger RNA of Carassius auratus (goldfish), 429 nucleotides long. Its product is annotated as putative nuclease HARBI1. The transcript is spliced from 2 exons. Bases 10 to 396 code for a protein of 128 amino acids. The record is from RefSeq and is a predicted model, not a curated record. Lineage: Eukaryota; Metazoa; Chordata; Actinopteri; Cypriniformes; Cyprinidae.
UACCUGGGUAUGUUUAAGGGACAGUACAAUGGUUACUUGCUGGGGGACAGAGGAUACCCUUGUCUGCCCUAUUUAAUGACACCCUACCCUGAACCUGAGCCUGGACCACAGACACGGUUUAACCUGGCUCACAGCCGAACACGGGCCAAGGUGGAGAUGACUAUAGGGAUCCUCAAAUCUCGGUUUCAGUGUCUGCGUGGGCUCCGGGUUAGUCCAGAGAGGGCAUGCGACAUUAUUGUGGCUUGUGUUGUGCUUCACAAUAUUGCCACUAUAAGAGGAGAGAGCCACCCUCCUUGUAUUGAGGAAGAUGGCCCAGAGGAACACCGACAGAUUUUAGAGGCCAACAGAGACGGAAGACUUUUGAGAGACAGGAUUUGUCAAAAUUACUUUUAUUAGUUUUUUUUUGCACUGGUCUGCCAGGCAGUUUAU